Messenger RNA from Capsicum annuum, 1720 nucleotides. Its product is annotated as GATA transcription factor 16. Bases 871 to 1383 code for a protein of 170 amino acids. The record is from RefSeq and is a predicted model, not a curated record. The transcript has 3 exons. Gene Ontology annotation, biological process: regulation of DNA-templated transcription. NCBI's taxonomy places the organism in Eukaryota, Viridiplantae, Streptophyta, Magnoliopsida, Solanales, Solanaceae. Gene Ontology annotation, molecular function: sequence-specific DNA binding; zinc ion binding.
UUCUUCAUCAUUAUCACCUCCUUUUUUUUUUUUUCUCUACAUUAUUCUCGCAGCCUCUCUUUAUCUCUUCUUUUUUUUCUUCUUCAUUUUUAAUGUCGGUUUAGCUAUAUUUCCUUUAGUUUCUUUAUAUUUGAGAGUUGAAGUUGAGGUUUGAGUCGGGGGUUUAAAAAUCUUUAUUUAGCUGUUUUUAGUUGUUUUUGGCUAUUUUCUUAUGUGGGUAUUGCUUACUUUUGGUGAAAAACACUUGGUUUUGAGUUGUGUGAUCGUUGAAUAGGGUGUAUUUGCAGAAGUAUAAGGAGUUUUUGAUCCUUUUUCUACUAAUUUGGGGGGAGAAAAUUGACUGUUCAGCUGGUUUUGGCUGUUUUAUCAUCUGGGUAUUGCUUAGUUUUUGGUAAAAAACACUUGGUUUUGAGUUUUGUGAUCGUUGAACAGUGGUGAAUAACGUGUUGUUUUUUUCUUGGAUUUUCAUUCUCUGUUUGUUUGGGGAUAAACGUGUUUAUUUAGCUAGUUUUUGCCAUUUUCUUAUCUGGGUCUUGCUUAGUUUUUGCUAUUUAGCUGAAGUAGAAGGGGUGAUCUCUGAUUUUUUUCUGCUAAUUUUGGGGAUAAAAGUCUUUAUUCGGCUAGUUUUUGCCAUUUUCUCAUCUGGGUCUUGCUUAGUUUUUGGUAAAAAAAAGACUUGAUUUUGAGUUGUGAUUGCUGUACAGUGGUGAUCAAGUUGUUUUUCUCUUCGAUUUGGGGAUAAAAUUGAUUGUUCAGCUGUUUUUCACCAUUUCCUUAUUUGGGUCUUGCUUAGUUUUUAGUAAAAUCGCGUAUAAUCGUGAGUUGUGAUCGUUGAGUACGGGUGAUCAAGGUGAUCUUUUAGUCGAUCCAAUGGUGGAUAUAAGUGAUAAAGUGGGUGAUCAUAAGGUUCAAGAAACUGAAGAGAUGAGUGGUCAAAGCAAAACUCCAGAAAGGGUGUCAUUAGAGACUAGCCAGAAAACUUGUGCUGAUUGUGGAACCACAAAAACUCCUCUUUGGAGAGGUGGACCUGCUGGACCUAAGUCUUUAUGCAAUGCAUGUGGGAUCAGGAGCCGGAAGAAGCGAAGAGCUCUUUUGGGAUUGAACAAAGAAGACAAGAAGGCAAAGAAAUCUUCAAAUAAGAGCAUCGACAAUCAUCCUCGUCAUCAUCAGAACCAGAGUAGUAACAGCAGCAGUACAAGCAGCAGCGGAGAAAGUACAACUAGUAAAGCAGUAGUCGAGACGAACGAAUGCAUUCCAUUCAAAAAGCGAGCAUUGCAUUUCGGUAGACCAAAAUUGAACUCAACGCAUACAAGGAAAUUGAGUGAAGAAGAACAAGCGGCGUUCUUGUUGAUGGCUCUUUCUUGUGGUUCCGUUUACGCUUAGACGAAGAAGAUAAAAAAAUGGUUGUACUUAUCGCAGUGAUUGUAGUACUUUUUUCGGGUCAGUAGAUGCAUAGAUAGAAUCUUGAAUGAUAGAAGAGGAAGAAGAAAAUGGUUGUACUUAUUGCUGCGAUUGUAGUACCUUUUCGAGCCGGUAGGUAGAAUUUUGAAUGGUAAUGGUUUGAGUUGGUUGUACUAAUGGCAGUGAUUGUAGUACCUUUUUCGGGCUGGUAGGGUAAAAGAGCUUAAUCAAUUUGAGAGCUCACAAGAAUGUAGGGUUGAGAAUUGUCUUGUUAGUUUCAAUUUAAUUUAAUUAAUUUUAAUCUAAGUUGAAUUCAUUA